AUGCGUGUACAGCAGGAUCAACAACAAUUUUCGAAAUGGGUACUGAAGCUUGGUAACGGGCAACUACUUAAAGUGUGUGACGACGCCCCUCCAGAAACAGUCGACAUUCCGACAGAGUGUCUAGUUUCAGACAACAUUAUUGAUACCGUUUUCGCAGAUCUACCGUCUGCUCUCACAACCACUGUCUUACUGACGCCUAAAAUGAAACAUCAUUUCAUGGCUCUAAACAAUCACGUACUAGCUAGACUGGAAGACGAAAAGCGUCUGUAUCUCAGUGUGGACAGAGUGAUUUGCGACAUUAGGGAAAAAGAGCAAAAUUAUCCUCGAGCUCUUGAGUUUAUUUACAGUUUAACACCUUCUGGUCUGCCAGAACACUCGCUUUAUCUAAAGGUCGGAUGUAUAAUCAUUCUGCUACGUAAUCUAGAUCUGCGAAAUGGGCUGUGCAAUGGAACAAGACUAAUUGUCAGACACUUGCAUAACCAUGUUAUCGAUGCAGAGAGUCAUAGCUACACAUAG
Messenger RNA from Corticium candelabrum, 516 nucleotides. RefSeq lists its product as uncharacterized. Gene Ontology annotation, biological process: DNA replication. The transcript has a single exon. Gene Ontology annotation, cellular component: replication fork. The record is from RefSeq and is a predicted model, not a curated record. Lineage: Eukaryota; Metazoa; Porifera; Homoscleromorpha; Homosclerophorida; Plakinidae. The coding region runs from base 1 to 516 and encodes 171 amino acids.